This is a messenger RNA of Haplochromis burtoni (Burton's mouthbrooder), 3164 nucleotides long. RefSeq names its product dickkopf-related protein 2-like. Lineage: Eukaryota; Metazoa; Chordata; Actinopteri; Cichliformes; Cichlidae. Gene Ontology annotation, molecular function: receptor antagonist activity; co-receptor binding. Gene Ontology annotation, biological process: negative regulation of canonical Wnt signaling pathway; multicellular organism development. Gene Ontology annotation, cellular component: extracellular region. The transcript has 5 exons. The record is from RefSeq and is a predicted model, not a curated record. The coding region runs from base 169 to 951 and encodes 260 amino acids.
UGAAGCGAAGGCUCGUCUUCUUAUUCUUAUUUUCGUGCGCUCCUGGGAGUUGGUUUAAUUUAAAAAAAAAAAAAAAGGAAGCAACGGGAAAUUUAAACCUGCAGCAGCAAACUGCACGGGACUGUGACGAUUUACUUCCAUCCAUUAGAAAGUCUACAGCUGAAAAUCAUGAGCCGCUGGUUGGUGCUACUGGUCAGUUUCGGGAUCGCGCUUUUGGCGUGUUCUCGCUGCGGGCAGGCGCGCGUCGGACAGAAUUCCGUCAGUACGGAGAUCCUCGGGGACAGUGACGCGCUGCCGAUAAACAGGAGCGCGUGGGAGCCGAGAGUGGACCUGACGGUCUACCAGUGCAUGAGUGACCUGGAGUGCAGAGAGGGGAACUACUGUCACACCUCCUCAAGACGUCCUGCCCACUCCCACUGCAAGACCUGCCGCAGAAGGAAGAGGCCCUGCCUCAGGGACACAAUGUGUUGCCCCACCAACCGCUGCAGCAACAAUAUUUGUGUUCCUGAUGUGGACGGCUUUGUGUCUGAGAGGAUUCCAAACACUGAUGGAGCGCUAAGCCCGCUCACCAAAAAGAAAGGCGGGAGGCAGGAAGCCAAAGGAUCCCCUGGCAGAAGUCAGGUCGGGAAUCCAUGCUUGCGCUCAUCCGACUGCUUGGACGGUCUAUGCUGCGCCCGUCACUUUUGGACUCGCAUCUGCAAGCCCGUGCUACGUGAAGGACAGGUUUGCACGCGACACCGACGCAAGGGGAACCACGGCCUGGAGCUGUUCCAGCGCUGUCCCUGUGGGGACGGACUCAUCUGCCGGACACUGCGAGAACCCGGUACCCAACUAGCUGCAGUGUCACGGUUCAACUUCUCGGCAACCUCAUCUCGCUACUCCUCAGGACUGUCUUCAGGCUCUGCAUCACCAGCCAAGGCAAGGCUUCAUGUGUGUCACCGAUCUAAAUGAAGUGGACAAACCGAAAGAAUGACUAAGGACUAGUGAGUUGCUGCUUUUGCCAAUGACUUACCUCAGAGACAGAAAAUGAAGACCUGUGGAAUGAAGGGAGGGGUGAAUAACAUAACUUGUUAAAUGCAUGACAACACCCGUGGCCCCUCCCCCACUACAUCUUACAGUGUUUCUACAUGCUAAUGCUAAUUAGCUUCCUGCCAGGCUGCACUGACAGGCAAACUCAGCAGGAAGUGAAACUCUUUGUGGUGCAGAUCUUGUUUCCUCAUUUGUGUCUAGACAAGCAGAAACCACUUUGAAAUCCAGUUUGACCCCAUUUGCACCACCACGAAAAGAACCGGUGUUUGAUCCCUAAUGCAUAUCUGCUGCAACUGCCUCCAGCACAUGUAUUCAUGUGCUGAGAUUUUGAAGAAACCUGAAAUGAAAAGGUUUUGUUUUCAUAUUCCCAAAACAAAGAUAACAUCAUUACUUCGUUACUAAAGAGGAAAAAUAGUUAUCAAACAAACCUGUAUUAGCUAAAACGUUGAAUUAAAACUAAGAAGGAAUACUGAACUCAAUCUUCAAACACUUCUCCACAAUUUCAACCUGUAAAGAAAAAAGAAAAUAAGCUUUUACAGGUGUUAAACUAGGUGAUGAUUUUCAACUGAAGCACUCAAGAGGUGCAAAUAUUACUCUAACCUAUUGGACUUCAGAGACCCAAGCGCUAAAUUUUCUGAGAAAAUACAUUUGUAGUUAUAUAAUGUUACAAUAAAAUAAUGUUCCAAAACAGUGCCUCAAAUACGUUAACCUUCUCUUCUUUUGUCAAAUCAGAGGCAUCUAAAAAAAUAAUAAUGUGCUUGAUGCUGGAGCACGAAAUUAUACCAAGAACCUCCAAAUUUAAAAUUUUCUUUAGGAAAAUUUAUAGUAAUGAUAAAAUAAGGAACCAAAAAUUCCAAAAAAAAAGACAAAAUAAUUCAAUAAAAUAAUUCAAACAGUUUUUUACACAAACACAUUUAAAAACAUCCUCAAGUUUCAGGUCUGAGGCUGUCGAGAGGAAUUACUUUCCUGUAAGUGGUGUCUGUAUAUUUUUGAGUUAAUGUUGGUGUAAAUAUGUAUCAGAUUUAAUUGGUUGUAGCACUCUGCUGAUUUUAUACCAGCAAUUAUAAAGGAAAUUGUAAUGUAACAUAAAACUAUUUGUCAAUCUAAGUUGAACAUAGUUGAACUCCUUAAGAUUUACCUUUUAAGCUAUAUGGCUGAAAGUAUGCCAUGUUGGAAAGUGUAAUGUCUGAUAACAACCCACAAGAUUUAAGCUGUCAUUUCCAAUCAUAAUCAGUUAUUUUUUCUGUUUCAUUAUUGUUGGGAUACUUGUAAGAUGCCCAUUUCUAUUGGAUUUGUUAUUGUUUAGUAGCAGUUAGCUUGUAGCAAGUGGUAGCCUAGUUAGCUAACAUCAUAAUAAAUGUAAGUUGUGACUGUGAUUGUUGUUCUUAUUUGUUUUUUGUGUAUCUAAACAACAAAAUGGGCUUAAGUAUAUUUGUUUUGUGUGUUAAUCUAAGAUGUGUUAAACUGUUGUGGCUUUGUAUAGAGCUAAUGCUGCAAUUUUGGUUAAAAGUAGCGUUUAGCAUACUUUAGACAGAAAAGCUAUCAUUAGGAGUUCUGUUCUGAACUGAGAAAAAUUAAAGUUUUUAAGUAGAAAGGAGACCAGUAAGAAGGAUCCCUAGGCUCUCUAGUCACUUGAACAAUACAAUGCAGUAAGAUUUAACUUGAGUACAUAAAACUAGUGGUUAAAUCACAUCCUUCUCAUGCUUUAAUAUCUGUUACAGAGAGCCCUACAUCUGCUCAGACCACAUGCUUAUUUAAUGUUUUUCCACUUAGCCGAUGGGCACUGAUAACACAAGCUAAAGUGGGAAAGGAAUCAUCUCCAAAGGUUUGUAAAGAAAGAGGUUAAGUGAGGUCUGAUCUGAUGAAAAAACUGUUUUAAAGGUUUACAAGAAUAAAACUACAAUCUGAUGGCAUGUGGGUAUGACCAUGUAAGGGUUUGUUUGUUUGUUUGUUUCCUAAAACCUUCCUUCCAAUUGAUUGUGAUCUUUUGAAGGUCUGGACAGGACAACAGAAAAGAACAUGUGUUGGUUUCAUUGUGGCUGGUAGCUGCUGGGCAUAGCUGUUCUCGCUCUGUGUAUGGUUGUCAUAAAGAUAACAAACACACACAGUGUUUUCCAUACCCCUCCAGAUGUGUU